Molecule: messenger RNA, 1928 nt
Organism: Anopheles gambiae (African malaria mosquito)
Lineage: Eukaryota; Metazoa; Arthropoda; Insecta; Diptera; Culicidae
Product: E3 SUMO-protein ligase ZBED1-like
Exons: 1
Coding region: 182-1756 (524 amino acids)
Molecular function (GO): protein dimerization activity
Source: RefSeq, a predicted model, not a curated record
UUGUGCUAAGAUCAUUCGAUGCACUAAAGGAUCGUCAUCCAAUUUGAAACGGCAUCUGACUGCAAAACAUGUCGGAAUACCUUUAAAACGCGUUAAUGCUUCCUCGUCGAAUGGAGAGUGUAAUGUUGAGGAAUGUACCCCAAUUCAACAAUCCUCAGCAGGGAUUUCUCGACCGGCCACCAUGGACUCUUUCUUUACUCCACUGAAACCGCUUACAUCAGAAGCCAAAAAAAAGCAGGAUGAGCUUUUAUUAAAACUAAUUUGCCAAGAGUCGCUUCCUUUCUCUAUUACCGAAAGUGAGGCGUUUAAGAAAUAUAGUUAUGGAUUAAAUCCAAACUAUGAAUUACCUAGCCGCAAAACUGUUUCAGAGGCAAUUUUGAAUCGGGAGUACAACAAAAGCCUGCAAAAGGUCAAAACUGCUUUGGAAAAUACCACAAAAAUAGCGCUGACCUCAGAUGGAUGGUCGAACAUCAAUAACACUAGCUUUUAUGCACUAACAGCACAUUACAUCGAUAACGAUAAUAAGUUAUGUUCCAAUUUACUCGAAUGUUCGGAGUUUCCUUAUCAACACACUGGACAUAAUAUUGCUGAGUGGGUAAAUGAAGUAACAGAGAAGUUUGAUAUAACGGAGAAAGUAGUUGCUUUAGUAACUGACAACGCGAGUAACAUGUCAUCAGCUGCAAAAGAACUAAAACAAGUGAAUCAUUUUCCAUGUUUUGCACACAGUUUAAGUUUAGUUGUUAAAAAAUCGAUAGAAAAAGCAAUUGAAACCACAGUUGACGAAGUAAAACGUAUUGUUACGUUCUUUAAAAAAAGCAGUACGGCAACCAAAAAACUUUCCGAAGUGCAAACACAAUUGAAUUACCCCGUUCUUAAACUAAAACAAGACAUUGUUACUCGCUGGAAUUCUACUUACGAUAUGCUGGAACGGUUUUAUAAGAACAAAAUACCAUUACUAUCUUGUUUAGAUACAAUUAAGAUGAAAACUUCACUACAAAACAAAGAUUGGAUUGUGAUAGAGCAGGCAAUCAAAAUUUUACAAAACUUUGAUUACGCAACAAAAAUUGCUUCAUCAGAAAAAACCGUUACAUUAUCACACAUGGGACUCCUUAUCAAAAUUCUCAUCACUAAAACUACUGAUUUGUUGAACGAAGAAUUAGAAAGUUCAGUGCGAAAAUUAGGAAACUAUUUGAUUCAUGGUCUUGAAGAAAGAUUUGAUCCCAUGUUUCGAAAUACGAUCGUAAAUCAAGCAAUGCUACUCGAUCCACGUAUGAAACGGCAAAGUUUUGAAAACGAAGAAAAUAGAUACGAAAAAACAUACCAAUCUAUUAUCGAUAUUAUCGAAACAAUCUAUCCAAAUCAGAACAUUGUUAAUACAGCCACAUCAAACUCUCAAACUCAAGACAACCAAGAAAAGGAUCAAUAUCGUCAACACUUAUUUGGAGACUUUGUCAGUAGGAUAUCUAUUAGGCAAGUGGCUUCCGAUCCUAAAACUAAAGCAAAACAAGAACUAGACGGUUACAUUGCAUCGGAAUAUGCAGAACUAGAAUCUGACCCUUUGGCAUGGUGGAAACAAAACCAAUCUAGGUUUCCAAACCUGUAUAAAUUAGUACAAGGUAUUUUUUGUAUACCAGCCACAUCCGUCCCGUGCGAACGAGUAUUCUCAAAAGCUGGACAAAUCUAUACCGAAAAAAGAUCGCGAUUGGAUCCUAAAAAACUUACUGAGCUACUUUUUCUACAACACAACGGUUUUUAGAUUAAUUAAGAACUUUAAAAUUAAGUUUCAAUUGUUUGAAUUCAAAGACUGGUCAGAGUAAUUGAUUAGGAACUUCCAAACGAUUUAAUCUUUGCAUAAAUACAUUUUUACUCUUAGAUUUUAUUUGAGGAGUUCUCAAUAGUUAAGCUGAAAUCGAUUUAGUUUAUAAGGA